Molecule: messenger RNA, 776 nt
Organism: Copidosoma floridanum
Lineage: Eukaryota; Metazoa; Arthropoda; Insecta; Hymenoptera; Encyrtidae
Gene: Bet1
Product: blocked early in transport 1
Source: RefSeq, a predicted model, not a curated record
AGACUAUUUAGAUUAUUUAUUUCAUGGUAGAGUCAAAAAACUCAAAAAUGAGACGAACUCAUUCAGGCUAUGGGUAUGAACCAGUACCAAGUACUUCUUAUUCUAUGGAAGAAGAAAAUGAUAGAAUGACUGCCGAGUUAAGAAGUAAAAUUGGCACAUUAAAGUCACUGUCAAUUGAUAUUAGUACAGAAGUUAAAUAUCAAGAUCGAAUGCUUCGAGAUAUGGAUGAUGAUUUUGAAAGAACAGAUGGAUCACUUCGUGGAUCACUUGCUCGAGUAUUUAGGUUGUCAAAAGGAAAUCACAACUAUUAUAUAUUAUACACGAUAAAGUACAAGAAUGUUUAGAGGUCUUUGCAUCCCAAGUCAGUAAAAAAAUUUAUAAUAAUCAAAGUUUUUUGAAACUUUGAAGAAAUUUUAAAGACUUGCAGUUUCUAAAGUCUUCUUAAAUUUCAAAGUUUUUAGAAUGGUUUUGGGAUUCUUUUGAGAUAAAAGUCACAUAAAAGUGUCGAUUUUAUGAAUCAUUUGAUUUGCUACUGAAAUGUAAAUUUUUUGUUAGAGAACUCUGUUUCUAAAAUAAGUAAUAAAUAUUUCUACAUUCUACUGACAACUGUUUAAAAAUACAUAUUACCUAGUCUUUCUAUAUACUGGAAUUUAAACUUAUUUAAAAAUAAAAUUAAUGCUCUUACUCCUUCAACUUGAACUUAAAAAGUGCAAACGUCAAAAUUUUUGUCCAUGAUCAGCUUGGACAACUAAAACUGCAUUGGCUUCUAGAGUUAA